Molecule: messenger RNA, 1119 nt
Organism: Rhagoletis pomonella (apple maggot)
Lineage: Eukaryota; Metazoa; Arthropoda; Insecta; Diptera; Tephritidae
Exons: 1
Coding region: 43-1071 (342 amino acids)
Source: RefSeq, a predicted model, not a curated record
AGACGCGGUCUUACUCCUCCACAUCGCGUAAAAUCAAUAUCCAUGGCCACAUUCACACAAGAUGACGUCGAUUACUUGAAAAGUCAUGGAAAUGAUGAAUGCGCUAAAACCUGGUUGGGCCUUUGGGACCCAAAGCGAGCCGGGCAUCAAGAUCAGCGCGAAUUGAUGAUUGACAAAUAUGAGCGAAAACGAUACUAUCUGGAGCCAGCUAGUCCGCUAAAAUCGUUGACGAAUUCAGUCACUCUUAAGACGGGUUUAAUGGCAGGAGUUGGAGCAGAAGUACCUACGACAUCUAGAGCAGUAGCGGCUGUGGCAGCAGGGGCGGCAUCUAAAAUAGCAUCAAAUGACAGCAGUUCAUAUAAGAACAAUAUUGAUGAUCAUAUUGACUUGGUGAAGGCGGGAAAUGGCUCCGGGAAAAAUGAGCAAAGCACUAGAAAUCAGUACCGUCAACAAAAUACAAAUGCAGAGCGAAGUUUCCAGCUGACGCCGCCUAGCACGCAGCGUACCACUAUGAAUGGCUUGCACAAGGUAGUUACUGGGGAAACGGGUUCAACAGGCGGCUCGGCAACAACAGUGACAGCAAUAAGUCGGCCGCAACAGCAACAUCAGCAAAAUGAUUAUAAUCAUCUUCAAAAUGCGUUUAUGCAACUAUGCAAUAACAACAAAAACAAUAACGUCAGUAACAGCAAUCGCAAUGAGUUGAAUGUUUUGCAUAUGACAACAAGUAGAAUGUCGGAGGGCAGCAGUGCGACGAGUAUGAACGGGUUUGGUGUGGACACCGAUUUCGUUGCAGAUUUUGGUUCCGCGAAUAUUUUCGAUGCCACAACGUCGAACAGCAGUAAAAUGAGUUCGCCACCAAAAAUGAAUAUAGGCGGCAGUACGAUAACUAGCAACGGGUAUGCUAAAAUAAAACCGCUGAAGAAACAGCAGCAGAAACAAAAACAUCAGCUGUUGAAAGGCCCUGGGCAAACGAAUGGAAACAUGUCUCAAAGUAAUUCCAUUGGCAAUGGCACUUCCGCGAAUUUUGCAGACUUUGAUCAUGCGCCCAUUUUCAAUGCGGGCGGUAAGUAGAAUGUGAUACAUACAUAUACAGUUAGGUGCAAAAUUGAGUCAAUAAUA